This is a messenger RNA of Pleurotus ostreatus (oyster mushroom), 1053 nucleotides long. It is a transcript of the gene NUC1, whose product is annotated as nuclease. NCBI's taxonomy places the organism in Eukaryota, Fungi, Basidiomycota, Agaricomycetes, Agaricales, Pleurotaceae. Gene Ontology annotation, molecular function: nucleic acid binding; metal ion binding; RNA endonuclease activity. The coding region runs from base 1 to 1053 and encodes 350 amino acids. The transcript is spliced from 8 exons. Gene Ontology annotation, cellular component: mitochondrial inner membrane; nucleus. The record is from RefSeq and is a predicted model, not a curated record. Gene Ontology annotation, biological process: apoptotic DNA fragmentation.
AUGGCUGGCUCCGCUCUGGUUCAUGCUGCCGUAUUCGCUGCUGGUGCCCUAGUAGGCGGAGGCGUAGCCGCUGCAGUCGCCUCGAGAAAACGCGAAUUCCCCCACGCAGCGCAAAAUUCCCAAGUAUCCGCCAUAAAAUCCCCGAUCAUUGAGGUCGGACCAGGAGGGAACGCCCAAAUAUCCACAGUCGCGUCUUCCGGAGGCGUUAUCGCCCCCCCAUUGAGAUACGGAAACCCUGGUCCCAUAGCUGAUCCCUUGGUGCGCAAAGCAUAUGUUGCUGCCUACGACCGUAGACUCCGCCAUCCUGCUUGGACGGCUGAACACUUGACACUAGCAUCACUAGGCAAGUCGGCAGUUUCUCCCCCACCCGAAGGUGGCGAGCUGGUAGACCGCCAGAAGUCGACUUUCACCGAAGAUGCCUCGUUGCCUGCUGCAUUCCGGUCCAAACUUUCAGACUACUUCCGGAGUGGUUAUGACCGCGGCCAUAUGGUUCCUGCAGCUGAUGCAAAAUUUUCCCAGGAAGCUAUGAAUGAGACAUUCCUCUUAUCUAACAUCGCGCCUCAAGUUGGCGAUGGUUUCAACAGACAUUAUUGGGCAUAUCUAGAAGACUGGUGUCGACGCCUGACUUCGUCGUUCGCUGAUGUCUACGUGUUCACAGUCCCCUUGUACCUCCCGCAGCUUCAUCCUGACGGGAAAUGGCGUGUGACGCAUGAGGUUAUUGGAUCACCACCCAACGUGUCGGUACCAACGCAUUUUGCGAAGGUUGUCUUAACAUCACGACCUGCGUCUCCGUCUACGCCGGACAUCCUUGAGCUCUCUUCCGGUGCUUUCGUGCUCCCCAACGCUGUGAUUCCGGAUGGAGCCCCACUCGAAAGCUUCAUUAUGGAUAUCGGGCAGGUUGAGAAGGCGGCUGGACUGACGUUCUUGUCUGACGAGCUGAAGGCAGCAUCCAAGCAUAUCUGCAAAACCACAAAAUGCGAAGUCAUCGUUCGUAGAUUUGACGACGCUAGAAAACGCCCAGAAAUGCGCAGAGCGAUCUCGUCACCAAAGUAG